Hevea brasiliensis (rubber tree) is the source of this 2335-nucleotide messenger RNA. Its product is annotated as pentatricopeptide repeat-containing protein At2g17670. Lineage: Eukaryota; Viridiplantae; Streptophyta; Magnoliopsida; Malpighiales; Euphorbiaceae. The record is from RefSeq and is a predicted model, not a curated record. Bases 289 to 1695 code for a protein of 468 amino acids. The transcript is spliced from 3 exons. Gene Ontology annotation, molecular function: protein binding.
UAAGUGUUUGUGAUGGAAUUAAAUUGUAGCAUCAAAUGUUCUUAAAAAGAAUAUUAUAGCAUUAAAUUAUUGAGUUUUCAACAGGAAAUAAAAAUUAAUUCACCUUGGGUCCAAAAAUAAUAAUAAUAAUAAUUAACCUAUAUAUGUUAAAUUGAAAACCAUCCAAAUGUUAAGAAUCAAUACAGUGCCGUUGCAAGCCUGCGUCCACAACAGCGCUGUAAAACCCUAAUUGAGCAAUCAGAAGCCAAAACCCUGAAGAAAAAAGAAGGAGAAGGAGGAAAAGCAGAAAUGGGAAAGGUUCCACUUUCAUUACGUUCAGCAAUCCCAACAGCAUCAAACAUGAAAAAGCCUCCACUAAUUCCCGCAGUAUCCCCAUCUCCAUCUGAAAAAUCUCAUCACUUUCCGAGGAAAAAACUAUCCAAACUUUCCCAGGAAACCAAACUUCCUGCCUCUCCUGGAACCCACCUCCAGAAGCCCCUCUUCAAGUCUCCUGAACUCGAUGACGCCAAGAAACUCUUCAAUGCUCUUAUUUCCACCACACGGGUUCCUCUCGACCUCCGCUUCCACAAUUCUUUCCUCCAAUCGUACGCCUCAAUCUCCACCAUUGAUAGCUCCAUCUCCCUACUCCACCACAUGGUCAAAACUCUCCCUUCCUUCACCCCUGAUCGAUCCACUUACCAUAUUUUACUCUCCCAGUCCUGCAGAACAAUUGCUCCCUCCCUUUCGGCUGUUCACCAGAUUCUCAAUCUGAUGGUCAACAACGGGUUUGAUCCUAACCAGGUUACCGUUGAUAUUGCAGUACGGUCUCUCUGCUCUGUUGGCCGAGAAGAUGAUGCUGUUGAAUUGGUAAAAGAAUUAUCCUUGAAGCACUCCAAGCCUGAUACUUUCACUUAUAAUUUUCUCAUUAAGUGCUUGUGUAAGUGUAGGGCAUUGAGUACUGUUUAUAAUUUUAUCGAUGAAAUGAGAUCUUCAUUUGAUAUAAUGCCUGAUCUUGUUACCUAUACUAUUUUAAUUGAUAAUGUUUGUAAUUCUAAAAAUCUCCGUGAGGCUACAAGGUUGGUUGGUAUAUUAAGAGAGUGUGGAUUUAAGCCCGAUUGCUUUGUCUAUAAUACAAUUAUGAAGGGUUACUGUAUGCUGAGUAGAGGAAAUGAGGCCAUUGAGGUUUAUAAGAAAAUGAAGGAGGAAGGAGUGGAGCCUGAUCUUGUUACCUACAAUACUUUGAUUUUUGGGUUAUCCAAAUCUGGGAGAUUGAGUGAAGCUAAAAAGCACUUGAAAAUCAUGGUAGAAUCAGGUCAUUUUCCUGAUGCUGUUACUUACACUUCAUUGAUGAAUGGGAUGUGCAGAAAAGGGGAUGCAUCGGGUGCAUUGUCAUUGCUAUCAGAGAUGGAAGAAAAAGGGUGUAGUCCAAAUUCGUGCACAUAUAAUACAUUGAUUCAUGGGUUAUGCAAGGGGAGAUUGUUGGAGAAAGCCAUCGAAUUGUAUCUGGUAAUGAAGGAAGAUGCUAUGAAGCUCGACACAGCUUCAUAUGCCACGUUUGUGAGGGCACUUUGCAGGGAGGGUAAAGUUGCUGAGGCUUAUGAGGUGUUUGAUUAUGCAGUAGAGAGUAAGAGUUUAACUGACAUUGCUGCUUACUUGACAUUGGAGAGUACGCUGAAGUGGCUGAAGAAAGCCAGAGAGCAAGGCCUAGCUGUUUAACUGGCCUGAUGAUACUCCUGGGGAUGGAGUUUACUAUCAUCAGCUCUCCUGAGAUAUAGGUUUGGAAGGUUCUUGGUUUGAGUUGUUGACAACCUUUCAUUGUUCAGAAAAAGAGUAAUGGAUGGCUUUACACUUGGAUGUUCUACCUAAACAAUAUAAGCAUAUAAUACAAAAUCUCUUUGUCGAAACUGCUGUGGCUAAGGAUAUGAACUUAUUUAUAAUACUUCUUGAAGCUGGCAAGGCAUAUGAACUUAUGCUUGGUGUGUAGAGGGAGAUAUUCCGCUGCCUCUCAUCGAAGACUUUACAAGCUGCCAGUUGCGACUGCAAGUUGGGUAAUUGCCCCUUAAUGAAGGAAUUUUAAUACUAAGUUACAUUGAAGUCAUCUGCAUAGUGCAUCACCAAGUUAGUGCCAUCUUUUCUUUGUUGUUGAUUAGCUGAUGUGAAAUCACCCGAUGCACCAUCAAGUUUUGGUAGAAAUAGAUUUUUCCUUGGAAUACGAACCUUGUUCCCUUCCCAUAUUCGCUUGUUAUCCUUCUGUCCCAAGAAAUGAUACAUCAGACCAGAAAUUGUAACAGAGCAUGACUAUAUAAUGAAAUAAAAAUGUAAUAAAGCAAUUAUUCUAUUGCAUUUCAAAGCAACA